AUGAGCAACGCCAUCAUCACCUCAUCGGUCGCGGCGUCCAAGAUAGAUGCUCUGUCGAAGUACGUCGACUUGUACAGCGACUUGCCAUCAUUGCAGGAGGUUAUCGAUUAUCAUCACGUGAAGAGCCAAGCUGAGCACGUUCAGGUGUGUUAUGGUAAUGUUGAUACUGUCCGAUCGUUGCUCGAGUUGUCGGCCUCGGUCAUCGGGGGUCAUCCGGAAGGCUGGACAGCGCUUCAUAUGGCGACUCAUAUGAACUCUGCGGAAAUGGCGCACAUGCUGCUUGAAGCUGUCCCUCGAGAAGAGUUGUCCAUGGCCGAUCCAGUGGCCCCCUCGGGCCCUCAUGGUUUGACUCCACUCAUGACGGCAUGCCAGAACAUCAGAACAGAAGAGGCGGAGGGUAUCGUAGAGGAACUGUUGGGUAUUGAAUCAGUAGCGGCAGGGAUCAACACUCCUUGUGAAGCAUCAGGAUCGAUCUACCGAGGGUCCGAGUGGCCCUUGUCGGCAUGCUCUAUCACCAAUGAUGCUCCAGCUAGAUACACAGCCCUUCAUUUGGCAGCGGACUCGCACAGCAGUCUGCCGAUCGUACGUUGCCUCCUUGCUCACGGUGCAUCGCCGCUGAUAAGAGCGAGAAAUACUGCCAAGGGGUUUGCUUCCGGUGCCAUGCUCAGCGUUACUGCACGGGAAGCUGUCAAAAAAGCAUGGCCGCAUCACAAGAGGAUUGCCAAUUCGACUUUGCAUGAGUAUUUUUCAUUUGAUUUCGGUUUGGUUCGUCCCGAAGAGCUGUACACGAAGAUGCUUUCAUUCACUUUGGCUCUGUUGGCCUCGGUUGGAUUGGCUGGAGCCGUCCUGUCUGCACCUCGUGAUCGUCUAGAUCAUGAUCACUGUACAGCUACUGCUGUUGAUUGUGCCGCCACCGCUGAUGGUGGGUGCAUCGCUGCGACGAGUGCUGAUGGAAGUCCUCUCGAUUUCCGAAUGGUUUAUGUUCCACCGAAGACUUACGGACCUGGUGAGAAGAGGGCUGUCUACAAACAGUUCCAAAACUAUCCGAGGAUUGUUGAUGCCUCUCGAGCCCCAAGUUAUGCUCCCACCUCUCCCGACCAGAAGCCCAGUGUACCUAUUGGGUAUAUUGACAUGCCCGAAGGGACGACUUAUGGCUAUUGGGAUGCCGCUUAUGGUGUUAUGAAUGAAGCCGGUUUAUCAAUGGGUGAGAGCAGUUGCAGUGGUCGUUUGAGCUCCGUUCCGAAAGGAGAUGGCCCGAACGGUAGCGGUGCCUUGUUCUGGGUGGGUGAAUUGUCUGAUAUCGCUCUCGAGUCUACCUAUGAGAUCGAAGAUGAAUUACUCCUACCUCCGGAUGAUAAUUUGGUUCGUGAUGAAGACGCUAUGGAUAAACCUACGUUUGCUGUUUCUGAUGAUCCUAUUAUUCAUACUGUAUAUCAGAACGAAUGGUAUCGUAUUACUACUCAUGAGACUGGUACUGGUGAUCAUUAUUUUGCUGCUGAUAUUUGUAUCCAACUCUAUGCGUAUAUGCAAAUCCAUACGUUAAAGUCAUUGUCCUCAAAGCUGUUGGUAUGGUUUAAAGGAGAUUUAUUGAGCUUUACUCGUCUUAUAUAUGAUAUCUUACGUCUUCAUGAGGAACUUCGUUUGCUUAAGGCCGACAAAGCGACUGAUGAAGCACUGGUUGGCUAUGGCCCAUCUACUGAGUGGCUCCAUGCCGCUGGCUUCCAGGACUUCCAAGCCACUCCAGCGCAGUUCACGGAGUUGAGACGUCGUUACGAGAAGACUCAGAAGGAAGCCGAUGAAAUCCGCGACUCGGCAUUAAAUGCGUGA
Messenger RNA from Perkinsus marinus ATCC 50983, 1827 nucleotides. RefSeq lists its product as hypothetical. The coding region runs from base 1 to 1827 and encodes 608 amino acids. The record is from RefSeq and is a predicted model, not a curated record. Lineage: Eukaryota; Perkinsozoa; Perkinsida; Perkinsidae. Gene Ontology annotation, molecular function: protein binding. The transcript has 11 exons.